UCGACCGCAGCUGCUUGCAGUCCGCAGAUGUUCCACAAAAACAAGCGCCGCCGAGCUGCACAAAAACAACAAAUUGAAUAUAAAUCGGUCAGAGAGAGUGGAAACAAAGUGCGAAUUGUGAAUUAAAAGCUGCAAACGCACACCUGGAAACCGGGUCUGAAAGAGGAUACUGAAUUUCGCAUAAUUCGCACCACGCGCAUCUUGUAUCGAAUUUUCCCCCAGUAAAGUGUAUAAAGAUGGAAAGGAACCCGACAGCGGUGAAGGGAGGAGGCGGCGGAGGAGAGUCCAGGGAUCGGCAGGAGGCCCCACCUGCCGCCGAUUACAUGCGAAACUUUGAAAAUAUAAUAGCCCCGGGAAAGGAGGCCUCCAUGAUCAGGGAGUUCAACCCUCAGGUGGCUUACGAAUUUGAGCGUUACCUCAAUCCUCAGAAGCUAAAGCAACAUGUCCUCAAGAGUGAGAAGCUGCGCUCCAUUGUGGAGCAUUAUGCCAAAGAAUCCGGACAGUCUGUAAAGCAGCUGGAAAAACAGGCAAAGGCCAUCAUCGACGAAAUCGGUUUGGAGCGAAAUAUGGCCAUAAUCCGAUGGUGCGGAGUCGCUAUCACAGCGAUUGGAAAGCGAAUCUGCGAUGGAUUCUACGUCAAUUCCGCGAGCAUGGCCAAUGUGCGCAAGGAUAUGGGCAAGUGUCCAGUCCUCUACCUGCCAAGUCACCGGAGCUACAUGGACUUUAUUCUCAUGUCGUACAUAUGCUACUAUUACGACAUCGAAAUACCAGGAAUAGCGGCCGGAAUGGAUUUCCACUCAAUGUUUGGCAUGGGCACUAUGCUCCGAAAGACUGGAGCCUUUUUCAUGCGCCGAAGCUUCUCCAACGACGAGCUCUACUGGGACAUCUUCAGGGAGUACAUGUACGCCUUGGUGGCCAGCUAUCACAUCGGCGUGGAAUUCUUCAUCGAGGGAACCAGGUCGAGAAAUUUCAAAGCCCUAGUCCCGAAGAUUGGUCUCCUUUCGAUGGCUUUGUUGCCUUAUUUCACUGGAGAAGUUCCUGACGUUAUGGUUGUGCCAGUGAGUGUGGCCUACGAGCGAGUCCUGGAAGAGCAACUCUUCGUGUAUGAGCUGCUGGGAGUACCUAAGCCUAAAGAGUCCACAAAGGGCUUCUUCAAGGCUCUUAAAAUCAUAGACGAGCGCUUUGGCAAGAUGUUCCUGGACUUUGGAGAGCCCAUUUCGGUGCGGGAGUUCUUCGGACACGACAGUGGCCACAGGAUGCAGCGAGCCGGGGUGGCUGGACAUCUGCAGAAGCUCAACCGCCAAGAGGUCGAGUUGGUGAAGCAGCUGGCCAACGAGAUUAUCUACCAACAGCAGCGUCGCAUUGUGAUCACCACCUUUAACCUCUUGAGUUUGUACUACGCUAGUCAAUUGUAUGCCCAGAAGAGUGUCAACAUCGAUGAGCUAUCCCGGGGAGUGCUGCUUUUAAAGCGCAUCUUUGAGCAGCUUGGAGCGCAUGUGAGCGCCACACCCAAAAGCAUAAAGCCGGAUAUUAUUGACGCUGUGGAGAUUCACUCGAAUAUUUUGCGAUUCGUCAGCGCCCGACUACAAUUCACACCUAUGACAGCCAAGCAGUUGGCCACCCAAUUCGAUGGAAAGCGGUUGAAAGCUCAUGCUCUGUGCCCGCAAACAAUGGCAGUGGCAGUUCCAAUGCUGGCCCUGCAGCUCUACAUAAAUCCGUGUAUGUUUUGGCUAGCCCGACCGGCUUAUCUGCUGCUGGCAGCUCUCAAGGAACAGCAGAAUCAGAAGAGUAACCCAUAUAUCUCAUAUGAGUCAACUUUGUCCGCCCUUCAUGUUCAUGUGACCAAUAUGGAUGCACUUUUCCAGCACGAGUUCAUCAUAGAGUCGAACCGAGAGGCCGCAGAGUUUGAAACGCACUUGCAGCUCUUACUGGAUGAGAAUGUGGUGGAAGUGGAGCCCAAUGGAAAGGUCAAGGUGCAAGACAACGAGUGCUCACACGUUAUCCUGGCAGCUUUGGCGCCAUUCUUGUGUCUCUACUACCAACUGGUGGUGACCUUAAGAAAGAUUCCUGCAGAUCUAGAGUUCAGCGGGAAGGACCUACUCAUUCGCGUCCAACAGCAUGUGGAGCAGUUGCUGCAGCUGCCCGAUGGAUCUGCCCUUCAUGUGCAUCCUUAUUGUUUGGCACUAGACAACCUCAAUAUUGCCAUAUACGCUCUGAUUCAAAAGGGCUACAUUCUUAAGUGCAAGGACUCUGGGCAGAUGAAAGUCGGCGCAGGGCCAGGAAAGUGUCUUCUGGAGCUGGAGCGACAGCUGCUUGAGUACUGCGAGCUGAUGCCAUUUGCUCAAUAUUCGACAGCGGCCAACCAGCAGGCCCAGUUCCACAUAGCCAAGUUAUAACUGGCAAAUGGUAAAGGGCCGAUGGUGGAGGAGGCGGCAAAGGGUACGGAAUUAAAUCCAGAACCUGAGUCGAAUCCCAGUCAGUGUAGUACAAUUUUCAUUUCAUUGUGCAUGCAAAUCAUCCAGUUUGUUAUCGGCCUGCUUAAGAAUUGUCGUAUCGUCUGCA
Drosophila bipectinata is the source of this 2562-nucleotide messenger RNA. RefSeq names its product dihydroxyacetone phosphate acyltransferase (gene Gnpat). The record is from RefSeq and is a predicted model, not a curated record. Gene Ontology annotation, biological process: fatty acid metabolic process; phospholipid biosynthetic process; ether lipid biosynthetic process. NCBI's taxonomy places the organism in Eukaryota, Metazoa, Arthropoda, Insecta, Diptera, Drosophilidae. Gene Ontology annotation, cellular component: peroxisome; mitochondrial membrane; peroxisomal membrane. Gene Ontology annotation, molecular function: glycerol-3-phosphate O-acyltransferase activity; glycerone-phosphate O-acyltransferase activity.